Messenger RNA from Rotaria sp. Silwood2, 489 nucleotides. The record is from the annotation of a GenBank genome assembly. Lineage: Eukaryota; Metazoa; Rotifera; Eurotatoria; Philodinida; Philodinidae.
AUGUUGAGAUUAAGUUGGAAAUAUCAACGAGCAUGGCGUACUGUAAGACACUACAUGAUAAAUAUGAUUACUGAGGAACAGGCGCGACAACAACAAGGAAUCUCGUCGAACAAGCCGAGAAAUCUAAUUGCUUCACUUGUCGCAGGUGCCGACGUAAAAUCAUUCACAGAAGAAGCAACACUGCGUUCGACCGAAAAUCUAUAUAAAGAUCGUCGUUCUUGGAAAGUCGAUCCAUCACAAUUUAUACCAGAACGUUUUCUUAAUGAAGAUAAAAAUCCAUCUCAUUGCGCCUUUUUGACAUUUGGUACAGGUCAUCGUGCUUAUGCUGGUCAAGAUCUUGCUUUUCUGGAAUUAAGAACAAUUGUUAAACGUUUAAUGCAGCGUGUAACAUUCUUGGAUCCAAGUAAAGAAGCAGACAAUUCGGGUGGAUUCAUUCAACACAUCACAUGUUUCCCAAAACAGUUUGUUGUACGAGUUAUUAUAGAUUAA